Messenger RNA from Hibiscus syriacus, 501 nucleotides. RefSeq names its product transcription elongation factor 1 homolog. Gene Ontology annotation, cellular component: transcription elongation factor complex. The record is from RefSeq and is a predicted model, not a curated record. The transcript is spliced from 5 exons. Gene Ontology annotation, molecular function: RNA polymerase II complex binding. Gene Ontology annotation, biological process: transcription elongation by RNA polymerase II. The coding region runs from base 140 to 466 and encodes 108 amino acids. Lineage: Eukaryota; Viridiplantae; Streptophyta; Magnoliopsida; Malvales; Malvaceae.
ACAGCCUAGCGUUUUCUCGAAAAAAAUUUAAACAAAAAAUGCAUAUCGUUUUUCUUUCUCUACCUCUCCUUCGAGAAAGUAUUGAAAAGUUUGGGUUUCGGCUCCUCUCGAUUAUCGAGACCCCCUCUGGAAUUGAAGUAUGGGAAAGAGGAAAUCAAGAGCAAAGCCUGCUCCUAAGAAGCGAAUGGAUAAGCUUGACACCGUUUUUAGCUGUCCCUUCUGUAACCAUGGAACAAGUGUUGAGUGCCGCAUUGAUAUGAAGAACUUGAUUGGUGAAGCCUCUUGCGGGAUAUGCCAAGAAAGUUUCAGCACUGUUAUAACAGCUUUGACUGAACCUAUAGACAUAUACAGUGAAUGGAUAGAUGAAUGUGAGCGGGUUAACAACCUCGAAGAAGAGGAUGUGGAUCAGGAUGAUGAUGUUUAUGUGCCCAGAAAACGGGUUUCAACAGCUGAAUGGGAUGAUUAGUAGUAGCCACCAACGUUUUAGAACUUUGCAAAGCC